AUGUUUUUGUGGUUCCUUCCUUCAUCCGGCCGGAAGGGCAAUGAGGAAGGUCUCGAAUCAGACAGCUACCCUCUCCUAGAACAGCCAACAGAUAGAAGCCCGUCCAUCCAUGAAACCGCCCCGGAAGAGUCAGAGGACAAGCAUGGCAAUGCGUCUAAUCCCCCCGUGACCUGGUCGUCUCUCCCAAACAAGACUCAACUGUUCAUCCUGCUGGUCGUAAGGUUCUCCGAAGUCGCCUAUCGAUCUUCGACUCGGACGUACCGUUUUCACCAGUUGCGAUGGUUUGACCCGGUCGUGCCAGACUCCAGCUUGUCCACACAGGCGGGGAUCAUCCACGGGUCCUCCACCGCAGUCCAGAUUUUCAGUGGGAUUCUAAUCGGACGCUUAGCAGACACACCAUGGAUCGGACGGAAACCGAUGUUGCUCUGUGGAUUGUUCGGCUAUAUAAUCUCCUCUGUAGGACUGGCCUUUUCAAAGUCAUUUCUCGCCGCCGUGGUCUUCCAAGUGGCGGGAGCAGUCAUGGAUGGCAUUUCAGCGUUGGUCCGUACGACUAUAGCUGAGACGAUGGGGGAGAAGAAACAUUUGUCUCGUGCUUUUGUGCUUCUCCCUCUGUUCGCAAACGUGGGUGGUACUCUCGGUCCCUUCAUGGGGGGCAUGCUGGCUGAUCCGGUGCACAACUAUCCUUCACUUUUUGGUAAGGGAUCCAUCCUCGGCGGUGUCGAUGGGGUUCAGUGGAUGUCGAGGUGGCCGUACGCCCUGCCAAAUCUGGCUACCGCCGGAAUGUGCUCACUUAUCGCUGUCAUGGUCGUCCUCUGUCUGGAUGAGACCUUGCACAGCGCUCGCCAGCGCACCAACUAUGGACGCCAAACAGCAAAGGCGAUUGCACGAUUCCUCUGCUGGCGUCCGAAAAGCUAUCAAUAUCAGCCUGUAGGCGAGACUUUUUCGAUCCUUAGAGUAGAGGGUGCACCCAUUGAGGACUUAAGGAGGCCCCAGUCGCCACACCCUCGAAGAUUGGCAGGAUUUCGCGUCCUCCUGGGGCGGAACGUACUCCUGACUUUAAGCUCCCGGUUUCUAUUCAGCUUCCAUGAUAUUACCUAUAUCUCCCUCUCCGCCCUCUUCUUCCCGACCCCACGAGCAUCACCCUUCGUCCAUCACGGAGUCUAUUUUGGGGGUGGGAUGGGGCUAUCAACCGCAGAAACGGGACUCGCCAUGUCCAUCUCAGGGGCCAUCCUGAUCCCGCUAUCCCUCGCCUUGUACCCGACUGCCUCUGCUCGACUGGGGAUUCUCCGGUCGUACCGCAUUUUCCUCUCCCUAGCCCUGAUCCUGUAUAUCGUGACGCCCUUCCUGGUGUUUGUUCCAGAUCACGUUCUCCCCGUGUGGCUGGCGCUGGGGGCUGUCAUGUCUCUGAUGGGGAUUUCGCGCACCUUCACGUGUCCGGCAUCGGCGAUCAUUCUGAACUAUUGCAUUUCGGAUCCGAGUACUCUAGCUACAGUAAAUGGUGUGGGACAGAGCGUCACCUCAGCGGCAAACACAAUUGGGCCAGUGCUUGGCAGCUGGGGAUUGGAUGUGGGGUUGAAGUCUAAUCUGGUGGGUAUCCCCUGGUGGGGAUUGGGAAUGGUGAGUUUGACGCAGUGGAUUGUUCUGUGCUAUCUGAAAGAUGUGGACUAG
This is a messenger RNA of Aspergillus candidus, 1668 nucleotides long. RefSeq names its product major facilitator superfamily domain-containing protein. Bases 1 to 1668 code for a protein of 555 amino acids. The transcript has 3 exons. Gene Ontology annotation, biological process: transmembrane transport. Gene Ontology annotation, molecular function: transmembrane transporter activity. The record is from RefSeq and is a predicted model, not a curated record. NCBI's taxonomy places the organism in Eukaryota, Fungi, Ascomycota, Eurotiomycetes, Eurotiales, Aspergillaceae.